UUUCCUCCUCCUUUAUAAAAACUAUCAUCCAAGUUGAUCAGAGCAGUUUGGCCAGACGACUUGAUCAAUGCGAUGCUGAUUUUCACGGCUUGUGUUUCUUGGGUCAUUUUCGGGUGCUUCAGUGUGGUUGCUGAUGGACGUCCAGUGAGCUGUUGCCUCAAACUACGACACAACAGACCACCUUUGGACAAAGUUAUGAACUACAGAAUACAAACUAAAGCACUGUGUCCUAUAACAGCAGUUGUGAUCCAGACUGUAUCUGGGAAAAAACUCUGUUCUGAUCCUAACAGUGACUGGACAAAGAGAGCCAUGUGGAAGGUGGAUGAAGCAAAGAUGAAGCCCAAAAAGCAUGUUCCUGUACCUGCAGAAGAAGCAUCAGUGGACGGGAGCAGACAAAGGGCAGAUCCAUUAACAGCAACAGAGUUGCCACUAAAUAGCCAAUGAAACAGAAUGACCACAAGACAGAAGAGUAAAAGGAAAAGCAAAAGACAACCACAAAUGAGUCUCAUAUAAGGGUCCCAAAGAAAUGAGAAAAAGUGUGAGAACAAAAACUGUGGAAAAUGUUGUGCUAAACAGUACAAACUGACAUUAUUAUUAUUAUUAUUAUUUUGUAAAUAAAUAUAUUUAUGUUAUUUUUUUAAGCUAAGCCUACAUUUUAAAUGUAAAAGGUCUGCGACUGGUAAUGUUAUUGCAACAAACCCUUUCAUAAUUCCUGGCAGCAAGAAUGUCAACUGGUUAAUAAAUCAAAUUUGGAAAUAAAUUCUGUAAUACACAGAUUAUGUAUAUUGUUUUGAAGAAUUGAGUUUGAAGAAAAGUUGUGACCUUUCCAUAGACCCUCUGCAGUACUUUCAUGAACCCCCAGGGGUCCAUAGACCCCCACUGAAAACCCUAUAACCUAGCCAAAAAAUUUGAAGUGUAUAACGUGACAGAUCCCGUUUACUCUUUAACUGCUUUUUGUUCUCUAAGUGUCGCUGUCACUUCAGUAACAGACAUGAGCUUGGGCUCAGUUUACUUUUCAUCAGGGUAUAGAGAAAGAGGGAUUUAAAACUGUUAUCGUGUAUUGGUACUGGUCAGAGAGGUAUAAACACUGCACUGUUGUUCUCAUCGUAUCUUUUGGUUUAGUUGAUUCAUCUUUCUAUCCCAGCACUCUCAUGAACAUGUUUAGUUUUCCCCAUUGCCUUUAG
Molecule: messenger RNA, 1184 nt
Organism: Onychostoma macrolepis
Lineage: Eukaryota; Metazoa; Chordata; Actinopteri; Cypriniformes; Cyprinidae
Product: monocyte chemotactic protein 1B-like
Exons: 3
Coding region: 73-444 (123 amino acids)
Biological process (GO): monocyte chemotaxis; immune response; positive regulation of ERK1 and ERK2 cascade
Cellular component (GO): extracellular region
Molecular function (GO): chemokine activity; CCR chemokine receptor binding
Source: RefSeq, a predicted model, not a curated record